Scomber scombrus (Atlantic mackerel) is the source of this 3040-nucleotide messenger RNA. It is a transcript of the gene poldip3, whose product is annotated as polymerase (DNA-directed), delta interacting protein 3. Gene Ontology annotation, biological process: mRNA export from nucleus. Gene Ontology annotation, cellular component: nucleus. Lineage: Eukaryota; Metazoa; Chordata; Actinopteri; Scombriformes; Scombridae. Gene Ontology annotation, molecular function: mRNA binding. The transcript is spliced from 10 exons. Bases 11 to 1459 code for a protein of 482 amino acids. The record is from RefSeq and is a predicted model, not a curated record.
GUGUGAGAAAAUGGCAGACGUCUCUUUGGAUGAAGUGAUACGACAGCGCGGUAUUAAUACCAAGGUGCCCGCCAAACGACCAAUGUUUGGACGGGGUGCAGGAGGGACAGGCAAGAGUUUUGAUGCCCGGCAGAAGAUCGGGGUCGGUGAUGUCAGACAGAGACUUGGAGGAGGAACGGGGUUUCAAGUUAAGGAUGCCAGAGAAAAGCUGGGUCAGAAGGAUGCUCGCUUCAAAAUCCGCGGCAGGGGAGGAGCAGCAGCAGGAGGAGGAGGAGUGCAGGAUGCUCGUCAGAUGAUCAACUCACGCAAACAGGGGCAGAGUCAGUUCACCGUCCCUGCACAGACCACGCUAAAGACAGCAGUAACGCACCAAGUACAGAGCCAGACACUUGUGCCACAGAUACAGAUACACGCCGUCAAUAAUUUCGCCGGCGUGAAUAUGAGGCAGUUUACCCCCAAUGUACAAGGACUGAAUGUGAGGGGUAGCACGACACCACAGCUGAGCAAUAACAACAAGAGAAUGAUGGACGCUCGCGACAGACUGAGCCUCAAGAGGAGCAUCGGAGGGAUACAGACACAGGCAGCCGGUUUAAAUCCAUUUAAAAUAACCAAGACCAUCCAGCAACAUCCAAUGGGAAUGUCCGGUGGAAUACGUGCAGCUUCACAGCCUGUCUCCAAUGAUCACGAUGGCACGCCCAGUAAACAAAUAAAGAUAAAUACUGAUAACAGUGUGCUACAAUCACGGCCGGGUACAGUGGGUACCCCUUUCUCCAUGUCAGCCCCGAUUACCAAGGUGUUUAAAAACGAUGCUUACACAGCUCCACGUCCUCCUGUCCCCGUGGCUCCUACUCGGCCCAACCCCAGCAUGACCGCCAGCCGGUCCUCAGCUGCAGCCUUGCAGCCAGUCUCCAGGACCCUUCAGCAAAGCACAGCAGAAACCAGCAAACCACCUCCUGCUCCCCCUCAGCCUGCGUUCAGUCCUUUGGAGGGGACGAAAAUAACCGUGAACAACCUGCAUCCCCGGGUCACUGAGGAAGACAUAGUUGAGCUGUUCUGUGUGUGCGGUGCCUUGAAGCGAGCGCGGCUGGUGAAGGUGGGCGUUGCUGAAGUGGUGUUUGUCCGCAAGGAGGACGCCGUGAGCGCAUACAGGAAGUACAACAACCGCUGCCUGGACGGUCAACCAAUGAAGUGUAACCUUCAUAUUCAGGGAAAUGUCAUCACUUCUGAUCAGCCCAUUCUAUUGAGGCUCAGUGACACUCCAGGCACCGGCAGCGGUACAAAGAAAGACGGCCUGCCCCCCUCCCUGUCUCGCCCCGCCGGUCAGCGAGCCUCCUCUCAGCCCACUCCAGAGGUGGACCCCCAAACCAUCCUCAAAGCUCUGUUCAAGUCCACCACACAGUCCACCUCCACCACUGAGCCUCCCAGCUCACAGGCCACCGCCUUUCGCAUCAAGAUAUAGUUCCUGUCUAGUAUGAAUACACUGUCAGUUCAUAAACAUAUUACUGCGUUCUCAAUGUUCACAUACAAACUAUGGUUUUCAUCUCGCCCAGCAGGCAGCCUGCACACUCUCUCAUAUGAAGCUGAUUUUUACACAUUUGAUAUAAACGACUACUCUGAACGUGAAGUACAUGGAUACACAACAUCUUUGUUUUGAUUUCGUGGUAUUCAAAUGUCGCCUGUUUGUUCCUGAUGGACCAACUGAAAGAAGUGUGAUGUGAUUCAUUGUUUUAAUCCAAUGUGGUGGGGGAUGCCAAAUCACGCUGGAUGUGUAGGGUUUUUUUUGUUUGUUUUUUUCCCCCUUUUUUGUGUCAAUUCAGUGCAAAUCUAUUUGGAUGUGAUGAGUUUUGGGUUUUUUUUAUAUUCCAGGUUAACUUUACAUGUCCCCAAAAAAGGAGAAAACUGAACAGAAAAGAUUGACAAACCGUUAGCAACGUUUUCUUCACCAAUAGAUGUUCUGUACACUCGCACAGCUGUGUUGUUAUAUUGUCUAUAACUCAUUAAAGAUUAUUCUGCUGUUGUCAAACUAGGGAUGGGAAUUGAUAUGAUUUUUAAAAUCCCAAUACUGUUAUCAAUUCUGCUGUAGGUCCAGUUCUCUAUCAAUUCCUUUAUUGAUUCCUGAUCUAUUUUCUGUGAAAAAAGUAGAAAAGGUAAAAAAGGCUGGAGCAAGUGAUUCUACUCAGAGGAAAGAAUGUUUGGAGAUCAUCACCAAUUUCCCUCAGUAUUACUGUACAGCCCUGCAGCGUGUUGAGCCAAUGGGCCGUCAGCUAGCCCAUUAGCUCCGGUUGGUAACAGCUGAUGGUCCACUGUCUGUUAGUUAGCACCCUUAACUCCACAGAACAGUGGCUCUCCCUGCAGCCCAGCCUGGUCACAAUACCAGGUCUUCAAGAUUAUUCUGGGUGUUCAUUUGCUGCAGCGUUCUUAUCACCCAGACUCUUUCAUAUUGCAAGUUUCCAGCAGUGUUGAUGCAGGAGUUUGACAUCAGUGUUUUUCAGUGUGUAACUAUCAGGAAAAACAUGGCCGCAUUAAUAAAAGGAAUUGAUAAAUUCGGAUUUGUAUAAUUGCGAUAAAUUGGAUAAUUUGGAACCGAUUCUCAAUUCCAAUCCCUAAUACUGUCAAAUAAAACGGAAUAUACACAAUACAAAAAAAGAAGAAACAAGAGUUCACAGUCAAUAUAACUGAUUAGGCAGGGUGAUGAAAUCUUACUAAUCAAUAUAACUUACCUGUGUGAGUGUAUCACAAAUUGGCAGAAACCAUAACUUGAAUUACAGUAACGCAGUUCUCAAGCAGUCAGAUUACGCUGAUGUUUAGUUUGGUUUUACCAUUCGUGUUGCAUCCAGAUUCUUUUGUGCUAUGUUUGUGACUGGGUUUACUCGGUUGUCCUGUUUGGAAGCAGCAAAACGAUUGAUUCUUUCUAUUAUAGAUUACAAACCAUUUAUGUUCAAAAACUGUAAAUGACUUUGCUUUCUUGGUAUGUCAUUCAAUAAGAGACUGGAGAGGUCAGAUCUGUCUGUAAAAUGUCACCAUUAAAUAUUUAGCUUUG